AACGUGGAUACCAGUUUAUUCUCCGUUAAAAAUAAUUAAAUAUUUUAAGACUUUUUUUUUACACGUUUAUUUGGUUGCCUGCUAUCAGGGAACGCACAUCAAAGCACAAGCGUAGAAGAUUUUAGGUUAUAUAGACAAAAAUUAAUCGAAGUAAAGGGCAGAAAUAAUUUACUUUUAAUUUAAUAAAAAAUUUAAGGUGACUAAGAAAAUAUUUCACCUGCAAUGGAUGUGUUGUCCCGUCCAGCAGAAGAAUUCGAAAAUGACACCAGCGUGGAAGCUAUGUGGGCAAUGAAGGCCUACGAACACGCGGAAGUGUACUUCAACAUUUUAUGCUCGGUGGACCCAAAAAAUCUGAGGCUCACCCCAGAAGAUGAUUUGAUAUAUAAGAUCUUUCGCGAUGAAUUCCCCACGCUGGACGUGAAACUAAUUAUUGAAAACGAGCUGAAAAGCACCAAGGAAAAGGCCAAGUGGAGGCCAUUUUGUGAACGAUUCAAAAAUGUUGUGGAAGAUUACAGUUACGGCACACUAUUGAGAGCAGACUCAACUCAGAAUUAUGGAGAGGAAAACUCUAUGCUUGUAACUCGAAUACAAUUUUAUGCAAUCGAAAUCGCCAGGAAUCGAGAAGGCAUCAAUGACCUUCUAAGAAAAAAGUUUAGCAAGGAGGAAAUUUCACCAAAGACUGAAAAUAUAUGAAACCGCUUGGAAAACCGAGGACACUUUCAUUAUUUUUUUUAUUGUGCCACUUAUUUUGCUAUAUUAAGGUUAACUUAAAUUUAAACUUUUUUUUUACACAACAAAAAUGGCCUUUUUAUUA
Cylas formicarius (sweet potato weevil) is the source of this 814-nucleotide messenger RNA. Its product is annotated as protein PBDC1. The transcript has 3 exons. The record is from RefSeq and is a predicted model, not a curated record. Lineage: Eukaryota; Metazoa; Arthropoda; Insecta; Coleoptera; Brentidae. Bases 223 to 693 code for a protein of 156 amino acids. Gene Ontology annotation, cellular component: cytoplasm.